AUGCUCAGGGAGAACGUGGAGAAAGAGAAGGAGCUCACGGCCAAGCUAUCGCCGCCGCCCGGCAAUGUUUGGGCUGGGCAGAUGAGCCACAGGGCGAUUCAGAUGAUACGGAUGAUCCCCCUGCCUGAGGGGGUGAGGGAGGAAGACCAGCUGCCUGAGGUCAAAAAGUACCUUGAGGAGAACCCUGAGUGGGCGAGGUAUGUAGACAAGCUGUGGGCAGAGGUCCCGCCUUUCUCUUAG
Vitrella brassicaformis is the source of this 240-nucleotide messenger RNA. The record is from the annotation of a GenBank genome assembly. Lineage: Eukaryota; Vitrellaceae.